AAAUUAAAAAACAUUUAGAAUGCAAUUAAAUAGUGAUGGACCAGUACAUACGGCCUGUAGUAAUAAUUAGACUAGUGUUAAAACAUCCAUACCAUAGUAUAUGACAGGAGACACUCAGACAGCAUGCAGGAAACGAUUUCACAGGGAGGUAAUUGGAGAAUCAGUGUAUCAAUGUGCGUUAAAGCCCGGGCUCCCAUUUGCUCCAGAAUUCUACAAAUUUGCACCUGACGUCAGCAAUGAACAGAAGCAUCAUGCUGUUAAAUUCAUUCAGUAUGGUGUUUUGACAAAGCAAGUCUAGUAGGCUUAAGAAAAGGUGGACAGGACUGAUUUCGAUGAGUACAGCCCAAUUCACAGUCAGGUGUUAUGCCACAUUCGCAAGGACCGUUCACUUAUGAGCGCUCAGCAUUUCGGAGACCCGUGUAGUUUAUUGUUGUCUGCGCAUAUUUGACAACCAAUUGAAUUACCACCUGGGUAACGGCACGGCUGGACAUGACCAAUGUGGUAUUAUGGAGGCUAAAUAACAGCAUCUUCAGGUAACUUCCCGGGGCUUUCAAGCAACAUACCUUAAAUCCAGCAGCACACUGACAAGAUGGGGGCGUUUGCGAGCAUUGACGACAUUGCAUUCCAUUCAAACAUACCUGUGGCAGCAGAUAUAACAGUAGCCAUAGUGUAUGCAGUGUUUGGCAUGUGCUCUCUGUUUAGCAACAGCACACUGCUAUACGUCUCCUACAAGAAGAAGCACCUGCUCAAACCUGCUGAGUUCUUCAUAAUCAACCUGGCCAUCAGCGACAUGAGUCUAACCCUGUCCCUCUACCCCAUGGCCAUCACCUCCAGCAUCUACCAUAGGUGGCUGUUUGGGAAAACAGUGUGUUUGAUCUACGCGUUCUGCGGCAUGUUGUUUGGAGUCUGCAGUCUGACAACUCUCACCCUGUUGAGCAUGGUGUGUUUUGUGAAAGUAUGUUAUCCUCUCUACGGUAACCGGUUCAACCCCGUCCACGGCCGUCUACUGAUAGCCUGUGCAUGGGCUUGGGCCCUGGUGUUCGCCUGCUCCCCUCUGGCCCACUGGGGUGAGUAUGGUCCGGAGCCCUACGGCACAGCCUGCUGCAUCGACUGGCGCCUGUCCAACCUGCAUCCCGUGGCCCGCUCCUACACGGCGGCGCUCUUUGUCUUGUGCUACAUUGUGCCCUGCUGUGUCAUUGUGGCGUCCUACACGGGCAUCCUGAUGACGGUCCGAGCCUCCCAUAAGGCCAUGGAGCAUCACGAGGCCCGGCAGACCAAGAUGAGCAACAUCCAGGCUGUUAUUGUGAAGCUGAGUGUCGCUGUCUGUAUCGGUUUCUUCGCAGCGUGGAGCCCUUAUGCUGUGGUGUCGAUGUGGGCAGUGUUUGGACACAUGGAUAACAUCCCACCUUUGGCGUUCGCCGUGCCUGCCAUGUUUGCCAAGUCCUCCACCAUCUACAACCCCAUUAUCUACCUGCUGCUCAGGCCUAACUUCCGCAGGGUGAUGUACCGAGACCUAUUGAGCCUUCGCAGGGCCUUUCUGAAGGGCUGCCUGUGCUCCUGCUCCCAGGGCGCUGUGGUGAAGUGCCACUCCCACUCCGUGGUCCGGGUCGGCCUCCAAUCGUUCUGCAGACGUCCGGGCCACGGCCAGUCCUGUUCCCCCACCUCAUCCGCCCGCCAAGCCCUCGCCGGGUCCAGAGGUUGCACUAGCGCCUGCGAGAAGUGCAGCGAUGCCUUCGAGUGCUUCAGACACUACCCAAGAGGUUGCCACGGCGGCACCAACAUCCCCAGCUCCUCAGCCAACGUUUACGCACCUCAGGAUCAGUUCUCAACAGAGCCCCAGCUGCAGUCGAUGACGCAAAAACAGAUGCGGAAGCAGAGGCGGCAGCAGAAAAAGCAGGAAGCGUGUCAUAAGCAGUCCCUGCGAGCCACCAUGCACGGCAAAAGGACCUCUGAGAUCGACAACCUUCAGAUCAACUUGGAGAUGGUGCCGGGACACGCUAAAGUUGCCUGGCCCUAAAAUGUUAUAUAUUCUUUCUGGUUUUAUAGUUUUUUUUUUUUUACAUCUAUGGUAUAUAUUUUGCAGUUGAUGUAUAAAUAAAUUCCAUAAUGUAAAAUAUGUUUUCUGUCAAGAUAUUCAGACAGUGACUCUUGUUAAAACAUACUACUUAUUAAAAACCUAGGUUGUCCCUCAGGGAUUCAUGUGGUCUGGAGGAGAUUACAGUGGAACAGAAGUGAAGGACCUGAUGGAUUGGGAAGAAAACCACAGGUACAAUACUGUUUUCUGUGUGCGGUAAUAAUUGGUUGGACACAUGACAAUGGAAAGCCCAACCAACUUUGACAUCAGUCCAACUUCCUCUACACACCAAUUCAAACCAUUGUUUACACUUUGCUAAUGCAGGUACAUGGAUGCUGGAGUUCUAAUGUAGAUAACAGGUUGGUUUAGUACAGUGUGGCUUUACUCAACAUGAAACUACAUUGUUGUCUGGAUGUAUAAAAGAGAUUGAUGAGAGAGAGAUAAUCAAACAUAUGUAUAUACUGAUACUUUUCAAGAGAUGACAAUAGACGAGUGAAUUCGCUACUCACUCAACAAUAAAAUAACAAAUUCAACAACUGUGUAUAAAAGUGCAACACAGAGGGGAGAGCGUGAGCAAGGCAAUUAAACAAAUACAAAUUGAGCAACUGUAGAUAGUCCAAUUCAAAGUGAACGGGAGAGUGGGGAGGACAAAACAAGCAGAAACAUGUGUUUUCUGGUAUUGACUCAUUGUGUGUGAAAACUGGUUGUUAAAUAUGCAUGACAGUCAUCUGCAUGUGAUGUCUUCCAUCACACAGGUCCCCCCCAAAAAUAUCUACAAGCUGUCGAUUCCCUCCAAUCCUGUUACAAAGCAAUUGAACCUUCCUCCUGUUUUCCACAACUGAACUAACUUUGCCAUGCACCUUCUCUCUCUGGCUAACUAUUGAAAUCUGGUGUUUUAAUCAUUCAUUUAAUUACUAACUUCCUAUUUGAGAAUAUAAUGAUGCAAAGAUAAAAAAUAUUGCUUUGUAGUCUUGGUUAAAGUAAACAGUUGUACUUAGAGUGAAUCAUUUGGGUCCAAUUGAAACCAUGUUGAUUUAAACAACCUUAAAAUUGAUGGAUAUAAUUAUUGGGUGGAAAACCGACGCUAAUCCAUGCUUGCAUUAGCUGAUCUAUUCAUCAGUCAUUCAUGCAGAGAUUAAUUUGCUCCUGUUUGUGAAGGGAAUUCAUGAAAGCAACAGGCUCCAGCCUUGAUUAGAAUAUUAGUAUUACAAUAUGGGAAGGUUGCCAGAACAUAAAUCAAUGUCUUUAAACAAUGUGUUGAUCUUAUCGCUUCCUUAUCCCUAAUCCUUUUUAAAACAUUCAAUUCAAAGUGUUUCACAGCAGCAGCCAUGUGGUGGUUAGAGUUGGUCCACUGGGGUUGGAUAGAUCUGGGAUUGGGUGAGUCCGACCCCCGAGGAGAAGCUUCUUGAACACAGCCGCUCUAUUGUCUUCUAAUCUCAUGCAUCUGGGCUCUACCCACGUUUAUUUUGCUGUCUGAGCAAACUAUUUCAUAAUCUGGGCUCUACCCAAGUUUCCGUUGUUGCUGCCUAGGCAAGCUAGUUAAUCUAGGCUCUACCCAAGUCCUGUUCUGUUAUUGCUGACUGGGCACACUAGUUCGUCAUUAGGGGCGGGGCCAGGAGUUUGUCCGUGACAGGAAAAACAAUCUUGUCCCCAUGCAAUGUAGAAUGAGAGAUCCACAUUUAACACAAGUGUUAGUGUUAAAGAACAAUACCCAGUAUCAUGCAAAAAUUCAUUUCCAGUAAAGUAAAUGUUUUCUUCACUACAAGGACUGAGGUUUGUUUAGUGAGUCAUGGACUACAAACCACUAGAUUGCUUCAGACGUGAGCAUAAUUAUGAAAACUCACCUUCCUGGAACAGACUUUAUUUAACAAGACAGUGAAAAGUGCCACCACCAGCUCUUUUUGAGAUACCGCUCACACACAUACGAGUAAAAACACAUACGAGCACGCACCAUAAUAAACACUUCACUGACACGCAUGUCCAAGAGCAGACAUUAACCUUUUACUGCAGUGUGCUAAAUAAGGGUCACAUGUUUUCUUGGUAGAUUUGUUUAAGACUAAUUUGAAACAAAAGUAUACACCUCACACACAUGGUUAUGGGCUUACAAAAAAUAACUCCUUGUACCAUGUCAAAUAUAGAGUUGAAAUGUAUUCAAUUUUGAGUUUGCGUCCCGAUAUUACACUUGUAUAUACUUUAUCACAGACGACUCAAAAAAAAACAACUGUUUGACAACACUGGCAUUUCAGUGUUAAAAUGUUUUAUUAGUUAUGAAAAAUAUGAAUAACAUUCCACCCAUGAGGCCACUAGGUCAUUUGACUGCAGGAAAGGCUAUGGCAGAAAAUAGACCUGCAAUGCAUGACUCCUGAUCUGUAUUACAAACACACUACAACAAUUCAUUUAAACUAGCCUACAGACAGAGGAUUUAAUAACAAUGGCUCAUUGGUAGGACCUUUAAUCUGUCGAAUAGGUAAUUGCCUCAAUUCGUAAGCAUUCAUAUUUCAUUUGCCGUACACUGGGAGAAAAAAACGUCCAUGGAUGGAUAAGAAAAUGCUUGACUGGCAGCUGUAUCUGGAUAAAGAGUGUAAGGUUGGAGUCCUCUGGUGCGGCUAGUUCGCCAUGAUUAUGAAAGGAACCUGGCAGGGAAUACAUAGUCUACUGUCCUCUAGCAGAGAACAGGGCGACAGCAACAUCUAUAUUGGUCACAUGCUUGUUGUCUGUCUACUUGUCUGUUCUGUUCUUAGAAAGCUACUUUACAUGGUGUAAUUUUGUACUAAUGCUGACCCAAAUAAUCAACAUCUCUAAUUUGAAUGAUUGCACGAUUAGUUUAAAUCAGAGUGCGUUGGUGCUGGGCUAGAACAAAUGGCUGCACACACAUAGAAUUAGUUCAUAUUAUUUCUAUGUGCAUGACUGCAAACCAUGUAGCUCUCCUAGACCAAGGUCAAUUAUACUAGCAGAAUUAUAAUGACAGAAUUCCACUCCUUUGGUGCUCAUACAUUUUUUUCCAAUAAUUCACAUUUUUUGUUGCGGAAUGAUUCUUUUCUUGAUGUAGCGAACUGGCACAAAUUAAGAUUCUAUACCUUUUAGUAGAGUUCUCAAUCAGCCUGCUUACAUAAAAUAAAUGAGCCCGAACCUGGAAAAAAAAGCCUGCUUUCUAGAAAACAGUAUAUUGAUUUUAAACUUUUGUUGAGAACAAUGCAGCAGAGGCGAGUGGCAGCAGAGUGAGGAGACAGCCAUUGUGCCAAGAAAAAACACAGAGCGAGGAAAACUCACUUUCGUUAUAGUCAACUGAAUGAUGACAAUAUUGGAAUAAAGUAGGCUAAUGCAAUUGAAGGCAUGUAUCAAAUUGUUGCUUACUAAAACUCCCAAAGUCAUAUCCAACCAAUAUACUAAUUUACAGCAAAGUCGUGUGUGGUUACCUCAGAACCGUUUUGGUUGGGCCAGCGCCAUCGUGCUGCUUUGAGACAAGCAUGCAGACUCAUCUUGAUAGAUUUUUCACCGAAUCUCCUUUUGGAUAUUUAGUCAUAAUUAGCCUGGCAAAAAUGUUAGCUAAGUUGAGGUGGGUGCUCAAGAUAAUCUUUAUUCUAGCUGAUCAGAACAUUUUAUUAGCAUGUUAUGUAGUUUUUAAUUUUUAAUUGAACCUUUAUUUAACUAGUCAAGUCAGUUAAGAACAAAUUCAUAUUUACAAUGAUGGCCUACACCGGCCAAACCCGGAUGACGCUGGGCCAAUUGUGCGCUGCCCUAUGGGACUCCCAAUCACGGCCGGUUGUGAUACAGUUUAACAAGUGGAUUUUGCUCUUCCCUCACGUAGUAGCCAGAUUGGACCAAUCGGCCGGCAAGAUAAGACCAGUCGGCGAGCCAGAUAGGUCCAGUUUCAACUUCAAAUCAAAUUUUAUUUGUCACAUACACAUGGUUAGCAGAUGUUAAUGCAAGUGUAGCGAAAUGCUUGCACUUCUAGUUCCGAAAGUGCAGUAAUAUCUCAAACUUAUUCUAACAAUUCCAGAACAACUACCUAAUACACACAAAUCUAAAAGGGGUGAAUGAGAAUAUGUACAAGUAAGUAUAUGGAUGAGCGAUGGCCGAGCGGCAUAGGCAAGGUGCAAUAGAUAGUAUAAAAUACUGUAACACGUGAUAAGUAAUGUAAGAUAUGUAAACAUUAUUAAAGUGGCAUUAUUUAGAGUGGCAUUGUAUAAAGUGACUAGUGAUUUGGUCUCAAUGUAGGCAGCAGCCUCUCUGAGUUAGUGAAUGCUGUUUAGCAGUCUGAAGGCCUUGAGAUAGAAGCUGUUUAUCAGUCUCUCUGUCUCAGCUUUGAUGCACCUGUACUGACCUCGCCUUCUGGAUAGUAGCGGUGUGAACUGGCAAUGGCUCGGGUGGUUGACGUCCUUGAUCUUUUUGGCCUUCCUGUGACAUCGGGUGCUGUAGGUGUCAUGGAGGGCAGGUAGUUGCCCCCGGUGAUGUAUUGUGCACACCGCACCACCCUCUGGA
Molecule: messenger RNA, 6556 nt
Organism: Salvelinus fontinalis (brook trout)
Lineage: Eukaryota; Metazoa; Chordata; Actinopteri; Salmoniformes; Salmonidae
Product: opsin-5-like
Exons: 6
Coding region: 590-2017 (475 amino acids)
Biological process (GO): G protein-coupled receptor signaling pathway; visual perception
Cellular component (GO): membrane
Molecular function (GO): G protein-coupled receptor activity
Source: RefSeq, a predicted model, not a curated record